AAAUUUAAAAAUGAUUUACAGAAAGAUUUAGUACUCUGAUUGAUUAGAGAAAGUCAGCAUUAGCACUCUGAUUCAUUAUUGAAGGAAAAGAAAAUUUUGAGUUCCUGGAAAAAAUGGGAAGCAGUUUGGAGGCAACUAGUUUUAGUUUUCCAGAAUAUGCUUUGAGUUGGAAUGGCCAGAGACUGCCGGUCGUGGGAUUGGGAACGGCAUCCGAUCCAGUUGGAGGAUCAUACCUACUUACGAAACUAGCUAUUCUUGAAGCGAUUAAACUUGGUUACAGGCACUUUGAUACAGCUUCUUUGUACGGGACAGAGCUGCCGCUGGGUGAAGCAAUCAUUGAAGCAAUUUCGAUUGGCUUAAUCAAAUCUCGAGACGAGCUCUUCAUCACUUCCAAGUUGUGGUGCACCGAUGCCUACGGAGAACUGGUUCUUCCUGGUCUUCGGAGAAGCUUACAAUAUCUGAAGUUGGAGUACCUCGAUCUCUAUCUUAUUCAUUGGCCUAUAAGCUUGAGAAAAGGAAUUGAAGGAGUCUCAGGAGAUACGGAAUACCUGAUGUUCCCCAUGGAUUUCAGUUCUGUAUGGGUCGCCAUGGAAGAUUGCCAGCGGCUUGGACUCACAAAAUCAAUAGGUCUUAGCAAUUUUACAUGCAAAAAGGUGGCUGAUAUUUUGGCAAUAGCAAAGAUCCCACCGGCUGUUAAUCAGGUGGAAUUUAACCCACUUUGGAAACAAAAGAAGCUAAGAGAGUUUUGCCAUUCAAAUGGGAUCCUUUUGUCUGCUUACUCUCCAUUGGGAGCCAUAGGAACCAGUUGGGGCAGCAAUAGAGUUCUGGAGUGUCAGGUGCUGAAAGAAAUUGCCAAGGCAAAAGGGAAGACCGUGGCUCAGGUAUGCCUAAGAUGGGCAUAUGAACAAGGGGUCAGUAUAGUAGUGAAGAGCUUCAACGGUGAAAGAAUGAAGCAAAACCUUGAGAUAUUCAAUUGGUCAUUGAGUGAGGAUGAGCUGAAAAAGAUUGAUGACAUCCCACAAAGCAGAGGCUGCCAGGCAGAAGAUUUCAUCUCCAAAGACGGUCCUUUCAAGACACUUGAGGAACUUUGGGACGGAGAAAUUUGAUUUGAAAUAAUAUUUCAUCCCCACAUGAUUUUCUUUUCUUUUCUUUUUUCAAAUUUGACAUGGAAAAUUGCAUUUAUGUCACUCUAUAGUAAGUCCUAUGACAAAGUUGUUGUAUUUUUCCCUUCCCCUGCCUUCAAAGAAAGAUUGCUUAGUUCUCUUUUAUUGCUCACUUUCACAUCCUCCAUCUCAUUAUAUGAAGUCUUUCCAACUCAGUCCAAGGGAACAUCAUGUAACUCUUGUCUAAAACAUUUUUCCUCCAAAAAUCUCAAGUUGCAGCACCUUGAUCUCUUUCUUAUUCACUGGUCCGUGAGCUUAGAACCUGGGACUUGUGAAUUCCCAAUAAAGGAGGAAAACUUCCUCCCCAUGGAUUUCAAUUCUGUCUGGACAGCCAUAGGAGAUUUCCAUAGGCUUGGCCUCACAAAGUCCAUUGGCGUCAGCAAUUUUCCUACAAAAAGCUGAAUGACAUCCUCACCAUAGGAAAGAUCCCUGCGGUUUGAUAAUCGGGUAACAGCUCGCCCUCCCUCACUCUCUUCUCAAUUUGGUUUGGAGUAAUGAUAGUGAAA
Messenger RNA from Durio zibethinus, 1669 nucleotides. Its product is annotated as (1S)-1,7-diacetoxy-luvungin A aldo-keto reductase-like. Gene Ontology annotation, molecular function: oxidoreductase activity, acting on the CH-OH group of donors, NAD or NADP as acceptor. The record is from RefSeq and is a predicted model, not a curated record. Lineage: Eukaryota; Viridiplantae; Streptophyta; Magnoliopsida; Malvales; Malvaceae.